Molecule: messenger RNA, 2346 nt
Organism: Monosiga brevicollis MX1
Lineage: Eukaryota; Choanoflagellata; Craspedida; Salpingoecidae
Exons: 6
Coding region: 1-2346 (781 amino acids)
Molecular function (GO): protein binding
Source: RefSeq, a predicted model, not a curated record
AUGGGGUGUAGGCAGGUUGUGGAGAGGAUCAUACUGAAGGCACUCGCGCUGUGCAGGAGCUGGAUGAGGGCCAGCAGAGAUGCCAGCGAGCCCAUUGACGCAGCCGCUAGCACGCGCGAGCCAGGUCCCUCGCAUUCAACAUUGCCGUCGCUCUUCUUGUGCCGCAAGCACGUCGAACCAGCACCAGUGAAAUGGACGGUCUUGAUGGCGCCCGAAGUAUGUAGCCCCACGGCAGAAACCCCAGCAACCCUGGCUCUAGCAAAACGCUCAAUCGCCACGCUUGAUCUCAUUUUUCUGCCCAGGCAAGGCCUCCGCCGGGAACAAGGCCUUUUUCAUGCAGAUGAUGGCAGGUCGAGACUUGACCACAUUCUCCAUGCCCUCACCUUCUCCAUGCCCUCACCUUCUCAAUGCCCUCACCUUCUCAAUGCCCUCACCUUCUCGUCCCGAUGCUUCUUUGGAUCAGCGCCCCCGCCACCGGCUCCCAAGCCCAAGCCAAAGCCCACGUCGGCAGAUACAGAGGACGCGGAGCGACGACGAAAAGAAAAGGAAGCCUACGAGCGCCAAAAGGCCGAGUUGGAGCGGGAGGAGGCCGAGGAACGCAAGAAAAAGGAGGAAAAGGAGCGCAAGAAGCGUGAAGCCGAAGAAACCCGCCGCAAAGAGCAGGAGGCCGCCGAGGCGGAGAAGAAGAAGCAAGAGGCAGAGGCAGAGAAGGAGCGCCGUCGCCAAGAGGCUGCCGAGGCCGCCGAAGCCGCUGUCGAGGCCUCAGAUCCCGCCGCCGCUGCAUCAGCUGAAGAGGAGGUUGAGUCUGAUGAGCGUGAAGCGCCCAGCUCCGUCCCAGCCAGCUCCCCUCCCGCCGAGGAUGCCGACAAGCCCAAGACGCAUCGCUGCAAGGCCAUCGCGCCUUACGUUGCCAAAUCUGACGAGGAAAUUUCCUUUGACAAAGACGACGUUGUCUUUGUCAUCACACACGAUCUCAGCACCAAGGUGUUACGAGGCGUUUGUAAGGGCAAAAAUGGUUGCUUUCCCGGCCACUUUGUCGAGGAUACGGCAACCGGACAGCGUUGCGGUGACCCAAGCCUGCACUUCAAAAUGGGCGUCAAAUGCCGCGCUCUAGGCAACUACACGGCGCAGGCUCCCGGGGAGCUGAGCUUUAAGCGAGAUGAGGUUCUCUUCAUCUCGGUUCUCAACAACGACCGAAUGCUCAAGGCCGUCUGUAACGGCCAGGUCGGCCUGGUCCCUCGCAGCUAUGUGGUUGAUGUUGCCGAAGAUACGGCUACUAGUGACAGUGCGCCUGCUGCUGGGGAUGGUAACACAGCAGCUGUCCCCGUGGCGCGAUGCUGCGCCAUUCGCCCACAUUUUUCCAAUCGCCAGGGCUGGCUCGACUUUGACAUUGGCGACAUUGUCAUGGUGCCCAAGAAGGUGGAGGGCAAAAAGACCUGGCAAGGUGUUUUUCAAGGCAACGUGGGCAAACUCCGAGCUGACUUUGUCGUAGACACGGCCGAGAUCGCACCCGACAUGCUGGAGGAAAUGGUGGCCCAGGCUCGUGCAGCGCGCGAGCAACAGCGACGUGCGUCCCAGCCUCGUGCAGCCCCCGCUGCGGCAGCCCCGGCCCCCGCGGCCGAUCCCUUUGCCGCCAACGUGUCUACGCCGGUGGCCGACCCAUUUGCCGCCACUACCGACCCGUUUGCUGCCGCUGCUGAUCCGUUCAGCCCGAGCGCAAUGAAGAGCUCACCCGUGGCUGGUGGCACCCCGGGCAGCACAACGAGCCAGCGCUCCACAAGUGGGCGUCGUAGUACCAAUCGCCCACACGGCGGCGCCAACAACGCCAUUCUGGGUUCGCUCAAUGCAGCGGCCUUUGAAAAUCUCGAGGCCGCGCCCUCGGCGCCCGUCAAAGCUCAUGCCACACCCAGCGCCCUUGAGCGUACAUCCUCACGCAAGGCAGCGCCCCAGCCCCAGGCAGAAACGGACGCCUUUGCAGUCUCCGAUCCAACGCCCGCGGCUGCCGCCGAGCCCACGUCGCAAUUCGAUGACGCCUUUGCCCCUGCCGAGGGCAACGCCCCUCCGGCAUCGGACAAUGCUGCUACCGCCGCAGGCUUUGGAAAUGACGACUUUGAUCCCGCAGGACUGGAGGCCUUUGAUGCCGCCUUGGACGAUAUUGAUGUCGAAGGUGCCGUUGCCUUUGACGAUGGAGUUGAUGAUACCACCGACGCGUCUGCCGGCGCCACGGCCGCCGAUAAGAAGGCACAAAAGGCCGAGGCAAAGCGGAUGAAGGAAGAGGAGAAGCGGCGUCAGAAGGAAGCAAAACAGCAGGCCAAGCUGGAACGCAAGAAUAGCAAGGGCAACUAG